Molecule: messenger RNA, 1269 nt
Organism: Purpureocillium lilacinum
Lineage: Eukaryota; Fungi; Ascomycota; Sordariomycetes; Hypocreales; Ophiocordycipitaceae
Source: RefSeq, a predicted model, not a curated record
AUGCGACCCAUCCACACCCUCCUCGCCUUAGUCGGCACCGACGCCGUCACAGCCUGGGUCUUUCCCGCGGGCCUCGAAGACGGCGACUGCGCAACCGACGCUGCUCCGCCGCCACUCCUCCCCGUCCUCCUCGUUCUCGUCCGUCCCGGAACACCCGCAGCCGCAGUCGCAGCCGCGCCAAAUACGACGCUGGCGGCCGAAGGGCAGAGGCAGGGGCAGGGUGAUGCCGUUCCCGUUCACAAACACGACGACGACGGCGGGGGCAGGGCCGACAGCGCCGAUGACAACGACAACUAUAAUGUCAUCAUCCACUCAGGUGACGGCGACGGAGACGAUGACAACGUCGACAGGAGACACUUCCUCGCGGCACACCACGACAACAAUAACUACGAUGCCAUCGCCAUCGCCCUCUCACGAAACAACGUCGUCAUUCUCCCAGACAACAACAAUGACGAGAACGACGACUACUACAGCCCCCCCGGCCACCCCGACAACCACCACGACGAGGACCCCUACGACCCCUACGACGACGACGACCUCGUCAUCCACCCCCACGAGGAGCCCACCUACUACCGAGACGUGCCCUACUUCGGCACCCCGCGCAACGCAUCCAAGCGCCUCCACCUCGCGCAGGUCCCCGUCCGCGUCACCGACUUCUCCUGCGUGCGCACGCGCCUGCCCCUCCCCCACGACGAGGUCGAGGAGGGCUUCCUCUCCCUGCGCUGGUUCUGCGCCCGCUACCUCCUCAGCCCGCGCACCAUGCACCUCUCCGUCUCGCGCAACGGCUCCACCGCCGCCUUCGUCUGCAACAUGGCCUACCCCAUGGGCACCAACCUCGACGCCGUCUGCCCCAAGGACAAGCGCCAGAGCUGCCGGUUCGACAAGGAGGGCCGCCCCGUCUCGUUCGACGUCACGCGCCCGAAGAGGAACCGCUGGCAGGACGAGCCCGAGGCGCCGCCGGGCGUCGUCUUCGGCGCCCAGAUGUGCUCCGGCAAGGAGUUCCGCGACGUCCAGAAGCGCUGGCUUGACAAGUACUGCGGCCUGGACGUGCCCGGGCAGGUGUUCGUCAAGGGGAAGAACAAGUGGUACGGCCGGGCCUUCAGGGGCAUGGAAAUCUGCCCGGACCAAAAGGUAGAUGUGUUUGAUCGGAUUCCGCGUUGGACGGGUUGGCCAUAUUGGUACGAGCCGCCUCCUGCAUUGUUCAGGGAGAUAUGGGAGCCUUCUCCAGAGGCGGACGGCAACGAGCACGACCGCCGACCAUCGGCCUAA